AUGAAGUGGGUUGAUGGACAGGAAGACGACAAUGAUAAAGAGUCGGUAGACAGAGAAAAUGUUGAAGAAAUGGGGUGGGUUGAUGGACAGGAAGACGAUAAUGAUAAAGAGUCGGUAGAUGGAAAGAAUGACGAAGAUAUAGAGUUGGUUAAUGGACAGGAAGAGCAGGAAGAUGACAAUAAUAAAGAGUCGGUAGAUGGAAAGAAUGACGAAGAUAUAGAGUUGGUUAAUGGACAGGAAGAGCAGGAAGACAACAAUGAUAAAGAAUCGGUAGUGAGUGAUGAAGAUAUGGAGUGGGUCAAUGGACAGGAAGAGCAGGAAGAUGACAAUGAUAAAGAGUCGGUAGACAGAGAGAUUGAUGAAGAUAUAGAGUUGGUUAAUGGACAGAAAGAGCAGAAAGACAACAGUAAUAAACAGAGAAUGAUGAAGAUAUGGAGUUGGUUGAUGGACAGGAAGAGCAGGAAGACGACAAUGAUAAAGAGUCGAUAG
Messenger RNA from Paramuricea clavata, 489 nucleotides. The record is from the annotation of a GenBank genome assembly. NCBI's taxonomy places the organism in Eukaryota, Metazoa, Cnidaria, Anthozoa, Malacalcyonacea, Plexauridae.